AUGUCCGCCAACGCUACCUCCAACGCCGACACCCGCGGCUACGACCCCAACCUGACGCCCAGCGUCAUCAACGCCAUGGGCCCCAACACGCCGCCGCGCGCGCGCCAGAUCCUGAGCGCGCUGAUCCGCCAUCUGCAUGACUUUGCGCGCGAGGUCGACCUGACCUGGGACGAGUGGUUCAUUGGCGUCAAGUUCCUCAACUCGAUCGGGCAGGCGAGCAGCCCGAUCCGGAACGAGGGGCACCGCAUCUCGGACAUUCUGGGAUUGGAGUCCCUCGUCGAUGAAAUCACGCACAAGCUGGCGCUCAAGUCCGACGAGGCCCCCACGACGUCCUCCAUCCUGGGCCCGUUCUGGAGCCCCAACACGCCGUUCCGCGAGAACGGCGACACGAUCGUGCUGAGCCCGCACAACGGCCAGGUGACGUGGAUGCACGGGCAGGUGACGGACGCCCAGACCAAGAAGCCCAUCGCCAACGCCGUCGUCGACAUCUGGGAGGCGUCGUCCAACGGCAAGUACGACUUCCAGGACCCGGAGAACCAGGUGCCCAACAACCUGCGGGGGAAGUUCCGCACGGACGAGAACGGUUACUAUGGGUUCUACUGCCUGAAGCCGACGGCGUAUUCGCUGCCGACGGAUGGCCCUGCCUGGCAGCUGUUGCAGCUGAUGGACCGGUCUCCGAUGCGCCCGGCGCACAUCCACCUGAUGAUCACCCACCCCGACUACCACACCGUCAUCACGCAGCUCUACCCGGACGACGACCCGCACCUCAAGACAGACGCCGUCUUCGCCGUCAAGGACGGGCUGGUCGUGCACUUUGCGCCGCGCGAGGGCGACCCCAAGGCCGAGCUGGACCUGGAGUUCAACAUUUCGCUGGGGUCCAAGUCGAUUCCGACGUUGGCGGCGUCGCGGCUGUAA
Rasamsonia emersonii CBS 393.64 is the source of this 915-nucleotide messenger RNA. RefSeq lists its product as uncharacterized. Gene Ontology annotation, biological process: catechol-containing compound metabolic process. Lineage: Eukaryota; Fungi; Ascomycota; Eurotiomycetes; Eurotiales; Trichocomaceae. The record is from RefSeq and is a predicted model, not a curated record. The transcript has 4 exons. Bases 1 to 915 code for a protein of 304 amino acids. Gene Ontology annotation, molecular function: ferric iron binding; catechol 1,2-dioxygenase activity.